AUGGUGGAAGAACAAGAAGCUCGUGAUAAUGCAGAAGCUGGUCCUUCUUGCGAGCAACCCGAUGAUCCGCUUCUUUAUGUUAUGGAUGGGACCAGUCUGAAGGAGAAAUUACUUGAGACGAUCAAUGAACUGGAAACUGGGAUAAAGAAGGUAUGUACUUUUCUACUUUUUUUUCUUGAGUUUAGGUGAAGUGUAGACAAGUUUUAUACAGUUGAAUUUUAUUUUUAGUGUUUGAAAUCAAUUUUUCAUCCGGAUGUGUCUCAAGAUGAUCGCGCGAAGCUGUUCAAAGACGGUCAUGAAACAUAUAUCUGUUCAAAGAUACGAUUAGACCGACAGUUGGAGUUUGUUGCUCCACAUCAAGAGCGAGAAGCGGAUAAGAGACUGCUAAAGGCGCAUAUUGAGGAUAGAGAUGAAACAAUAUCAAUUUUUGCUCGAAAACUGGAGAGAAUCGAGAGUGUUCUGUUGGAAGCGGGUUUACAGGUAAGAAUGAGGUAUAUUGUUUGUUUAUAGGUCAUUAUCUUAAACUUGAAGGUCUUAGAUUGCCUUUAAAAUAUGUAGAUUUUAUAUUGUAGUAGGUGAGAUAAAUUAUUUUUUAAUUUCAGGCAAACCGCCGAUUAUCUAUAGCUGAAACGGCUCGUGCCAACCCUGUUGACAUCAAUUCUGUGAUAAGAGCGUCAUUUUUCAUGUCCCGAGGCUACUCAGUAAGCGCUCCGUUCAACUGGAAUCAAGGUGAUCCAUCAAGACCAUUCCCAACUGAAGCUGAUUUUGCGACCUCCCAACUGAUGCAAAUGCAACAACAGAGACAAAGAGUAGGCGGUUUUGUAUUUUCUGAUUUGUUUCCUUCAAUUCUAGGCAGCUCCAUCAGUCCUCAACCUUAUCAGAGGUGCAGAUUCAAAUCAGUCCACUCCAAGGGCCAAUUCGGCCGCUUCAACGCCCACUUUCCCUCAGCCCCCAUCGGUGGGAUCGUCGGGUUCGUCGUUAGGCGGCAAUCGGAUCUCAAUGCCUUCGACUUCAGGGAUUAAUACACCUCCAUUAGGUCAUCGAUAUGACUCCAAUAUGUAA
Messenger RNA from Bursaphelenchus xylophilus (pine wood nematode), 1062 nucleotides. The record is from the annotation of a GenBank genome assembly. NCBI's taxonomy places the organism in Eukaryota, Metazoa, Nematoda, Chromadorea, Rhabditida, Aphelenchoididae.